This is a messenger RNA of Cephus cinctus (wheat stem sawfly), 1695 nucleotides long. RefSeq names its product E3 ubiquitin-protein ligase Hakai (gene Hakai). The coding region runs from base 150 to 1430 and encodes 426 amino acids. Gene Ontology annotation, molecular function: ubiquitin protein ligase activity. The transcript has 5 exons. Gene Ontology annotation, biological process: regulation of cell adhesion; protein ubiquitination. The record is from RefSeq and is a predicted model, not a curated record. NCBI's taxonomy places the organism in Eukaryota, Metazoa, Arthropoda, Insecta, Hymenoptera, Cephidae.
UCGUGUCACUGGCGUAGUAACACACAUACAUUAUUUCAUUGGAGAUUGGAAUUCAUUGGUCUAUUGGUCCGCUCCAUACGCGGCAGUGGAAUGUUCUGAGAGAAUAUUUGGAAUUCAAUUAAUUUUCUUUGUAAAUACUUGAUAAUAUAAUGGAGGAAGAUAGUAGUAAGCGAUUGAGGGGCCGAGCGCGUGGUAGAGGUCGAGGUCGACCUCGAGGGCGUGCGCGUGGACGUGGCAAGAAAGCUGUCAAGGUAAUAGAAAGUGACGAAGAGGACACUCCUCAAACUAUUGAAGAAACACCCAUGGAAACAAGCAGUGUAGAACCCGAACAACAUGAACCACAACAAGUACAGCAACCUCCUCUUGAGCAACAAUUUGAUUUAGAGGCCGAUAUAUCGCAAUUGGAAGCACCAACAUUUACGACAAUCAACAGAGGUCCACCAGAGCCAAUGCUUCGUUUAAGAUGGGACCACCGGGUCAACCUUAUUGGGGAGAAAGUUCUUAAUCCAAUGAUACAUUGCUGCGAUAAAUGCUUGAAACCAAUUUUAAUUUAUGGACGCAUGAUUCCUUGUAAGCAUGUGUUUUGCUUAUCAUGUGCCAAAAGAGAAGACAAAGUGUGUCCACGUUGCAUGGAAAAAGUAUCUCGAGUUGAACAGACAGGAUUAGGCACGGUAUUUAUGUGCACUCAUGGAGGAACCCGCUAUGGUAAUGCAGGAUGUAGAAGAACAUAUCUCAGUCAACGAGACUUACAGGCGCAUAUUAAUCACCGUCAUAUAUCAGCACCACCGCCACCUGUUCAAGGAAUGCAGGUUGAUCCACCGCAAUACGUUCAUUCAAAACCUGAACUAGAGUCCCAAUUAGCAAAAGUACCAUCAGUAUCGAUGCAGAGCAGCCGAAUGAAACAAGUGCCUGGGCAUAUGGUGCAACCAAUAAUGGGAAAUGAUCCACGUGUAAAUUCAAUGGUGACCCAGCAGCCUGUGGAACACAGGCAGCAACACAGAACGCAACAAAUAAUUCCCAUGCAAAAUUAUCCACAAAGUUCAGCGCCUCCACCCCCAACAAAUCCUCCCAUGAGAACGAAUCUUAUCACUGUACCUAUACAAGACAAUACUGUGAAUACUCAUGAUCUUCACACUCAACAAAGUCAUCAUUACUAUCAGCCUCCUUUACCGCAAGUCAAUUACGGUGGCUAUAAUGUUCCUCCACCAGUUUCGCAAACCCAGCAAUAUUAUUCUCAACCUCAACAUCCUCCUCAAGUGACGUACGUGCCACCUCCACCUCAACAACAAUACGUCUCAUCUGCUCCAUCUGCCAUUAGACCAUCCCCAGCUGCUUAUAUGCAAGAGCCGCAAUACGGUCCACUUUCUCAACAACAACCACCACCUCCACAGCCGCAAUGGACUCAACAUCAACAACAAUUUUACAGAUAGGAGCUAAUACUACUGCUCGAAUGGAUUUGCUCUCACGCAUCGUGAUGAAUUCCUUACUCGUCGAUAGCCAAUAUUUGGACACUGAUAACACUUAUUUAGGCUGCUUUUAAUAUCAGCUCUUAAAGUGUUGUAUACUUGAUGUCUUAACAAGUACAGAAAAUUGGUUCUGAUAUAUUUUAUAUAGCUUAUGAGAUACAGUAUGGCGCGAUUCUAGCUGGAGUUUCAUAAUGCUUGUACAGCAAUAAAUAGAAUUUUUUUUUACUCA